Molecule: messenger RNA, 1334 nt
Organism: Durusdinium trenchii
Lineage: Eukaryota; Dinophyceae; Suessiales; Symbiodiniaceae
Source: the annotation of a GenBank genome assembly
AAAGCACCAAGGUUUCGACUUCAAUCGAAAUGCCUAGUCGCCCUAGCCAUUGCCAUGGCACAUGGGCCCGGUCUAAAGCGGGAGCUGGGGCUGUUGUGGGCUGAGCGCCAGAAGCAGCGACCACCCAAAGAGCCCAGCGAAUGCUACAGUUGUGGCUCCAAAGAGCACCUAGCGCGAGACUGUCCGCUGAGCGUUUGCCAUUUUUGUGGGCGAACUGGCCAUUUAGCACGUGCUUGCCAAUUUGGGCAAACUCUACAGAUAGGUGACCAGUUUAUUCUGUGCGAAGAUGAACGCUGCUGCGUCCGGCGUUUCUUGAUGCCCCUACAUCAAGCGCCCUUGGACUUUGAGGACAUUACUACUGGACGAGUGGACGUGGGCUGCCGCAGUGUUACCGCUUGCCUUUUCCGCUCGGAGUCCUACCGGAGGAACAGCGAGAUUCGAUUGACAUUUUCUGCUGGUGACGCCAAAGUUGCUUGGGAGAAGCAGGUCGAUGUGGAGCGUGGAACUACGGCUGUUUUGACAGGUGGGCUAGUCCGAGGUUUGAGGCCUGACGAGGCUUCCGUGGCGAUGCGGCUGCGAGCGGCACUGAGCGCCAACCAGCGGACUGCUGGCCAAUCAGGCCGCCUGGAGCUGGGCUUACGAUCAGUUGCAGGUGGACUACGUGGUUCGCUGCAGGACUGCUUCGCACAUGAUGUGGAAACGGUAUUGCUGCUCUUGGACCCAGAUGGUUUGGAUCUGGAAGAUGUUGCAAAAACGCUAGGGAGGCGUGAACCACCUAUACGCCAGCUUUUGGUGCUUCUGGGAGACGACAAAGGUUUGGCUCCUGAAGAACUCCAAGAAGUGAUGAACUUCUCGGCAGAGGUCCAUCGAAUCUCUCUUGGCCCAGACAUGCUGCUAGGAAGCCAUUGCAUUGUCUUGGUGCACCACUACCUAGAUCGGUAUUUGCAUACCUGCCCCACGAAGCUCUUUGAAGUCCCAGCAGAGGCCCAGCUCCUUUGAGACUUGGCACUCAGCGUUGAUAGUGAAUAGCAAAGUCUGGCAUAGCCACAGAUCGUGAACAUAAUAUGAAUAGGAUUGAAUAGGUAGCCCUUUACAAUCGCUUUGAGCUUCACAGGAUCAACAGCUGCAAUCGUCUGUCCUAAAAGACUCUUCUUCCUGCAGUAUUGGUGUUUGCAAGAGCCAAAGGAGGUCUCAAAUGAAGCUUGAUGGAGCUUGCUGCGCAGCGCAUCCUGCAGGUUGCCAAGAGCAGAAGGCAGAGACAAGCGCGAUUGAAGCGGACGUGAGAGCGACAUUGAGUUACAUUUGGAGUAGCAGCGCUCCAGACAAAAGAUGCG